CGGUAUUCGUGUUUUUGUGAGGGCAAUCAAGAGGAGGUCUGUUCCCAUGGGACGAACCAAGUAGAAAAACAUUUAAUUUAAUCAAACAUUGGGUAUCAAAAACAAUUUCAAGAAAAACAAGAUUCACAUUAUAUAUUUUAGAGUUAUUGAGUCAGGUAUGGCUCGUGGAUGAAUGAAAUUGUAAUUUAAGGAUUAAUGGUUGGAUAUCUGACGGAAAAGUUUCUGUGCUAGCCGGAUUGACUUGGCCAACAUACACCAGUCUAGUUAUACCGUGUUUAGUGACUUUGGAUAGAGUUAUGUCAGAAGCAGCUCCAGUACAGGAGAAAAUUGUUGUCAUACCCGUGGAUGACAGCACACAUGCAGACGAUGCUCUUACAUGGUACUUGGAACACAUUCACAGGGAGGAGUUUUACGUCGUUGUGGUCCAUUGCUUUGAUGUCUCCCUGUCAUUAUAUGGAGCGUACCAUAGUCGUAAGUAUGCGGAGGCAGUGCAUGUCGUAUUAGAGGAAGAAAAAGCCAGAAUGAAUGAACUGAUUCAACGAUAUAAGACAAAACUUGAGUCAACGAUGGCACGACACGCUAUUAAGGGCAGAGUGACGUCAUUAAGCGGCAAAGCGGGUGAAGCUAUCGUCAAAUUCGCUAAGGAGGAGAACGCCACUAUGAUCGUCAUGGGGAGCAGAGGCCUGGGGGCAGUCAGAAGAACUAUUCUGGGAUCCGUGUCGGACUAUGUUUUACAUCAUUUUAAAGGACCUGUUCUUAUCAUACCCAAACAAACCAAACAAAUGGAGAUAAGUAACAAGGAAUGCGAUGCUAAGAUGAUAAAUUUAUGA
This is a messenger RNA of Owenia fusiformis, 830 nucleotides long. Lineage: Eukaryota; Metazoa; Annelida; Polychaeta; Sabellida; Oweniidae. The record is from the annotation of a GenBank genome assembly.